Molecule: messenger RNA, 2052 nt
Organism: Procambarus clarkii (red swamp crayfish)
Lineage: Eukaryota; Metazoa; Arthropoda; Malacostraca; Decapoda; Cambaridae
Product: 4-hydroxybutyrate coenzyme A transferase
Biological process (GO): acetate metabolic process
Cellular component (GO): mitochondrion
Molecular function (GO): acetate CoA-transferase activity
Source: RefSeq, a predicted model, not a curated record
UUCAUUAAUUGCAUUAUGAUGAAGGAGAGCGUUGUACGGUUGGCAGGGGUGCACCCGGUAACCUGUCCAUCGACCGUGGAGAUCAGCGGCAGUAGCGCCUCAGAGAGCAUAGAGUGCGCUACGCUGCUGACUUGUGCUCCUCCUCCCUCGUGGCCGGUGCCAUCCGUCCAUUUUUUCUGGUUGCAUUUAAGUAUUCCGGGAGUGCAGAACACGAUGGCUUCAGCGUCCGGGCAGAUCCUCACUUGGUUAUCGACGCAGAUGAUGAGGCAAUCAUGGGGCGGUCGUGCGACAGUGAGGACCUAUUACACUUACUCCCAUGAGCCGUUUCACCCCUUAAAACGGGCUCCAGCUUGGAAGACCGCUGAGGAAGCCGUGUCGGUCGUUAAAUCAGGUGAUGUAGUAUUCGUGCACGGAGCAGCGGCCACGCCCCUCAAGCUGGUGGAGGCGCUGACCCAGCAUGGCAAGACUCAGCAACUCAGAGACGUCAGCAUCUGCCAUAUCCACACUGAGGGCCCGGCGCUCUACGCCCGCCAAGACUGUCAAGGAAUCUUUCGGAGUAACUCAUUCUUCAUUGGCUCUAACUGUCGGGAAGCUGUGAAUGAUGGCAGAGGAGACUUUGUGCCCAUAUUCCUCUCGGAGAUCCCACUGCUAUUCCAUCGAAACAUUAUUAACAUUGAUGUUGCACUAGUGCAGGUUUCGCCCCCAGACAAACAUGGCUUCUGCUCCUUAGGCACUAGUGUUGACUGUGCACGUGCAGCUGUGCAGAACGCUAAACACAUCAUUGGUCAAAUGAACCCCUGCAUGCCUCGCACAUUUGGGGAUGGUUUGAUUCACAAGAGCCAUUUUGAUGCCAUGGUCGAUGGCAUUGAAAGUUUACCCGAGCAUGAGCCCAAAGAAAGAUCUGAUGUCGAGAAUGAGAUAGGUCGACUCAUAGCUGAAGAGCUGGUAGAGAAUGGAGCCACCUUACAAAUGGGAAUAGGCAACAUUCCUGAUGCAGUAUUAGCAUCCCUGAAGGGUCAUAAGGACCUUGGGAUCCACUCAGAGAUGUUUAGUGAUGGUGUGGUUGAAUUGGUUGAGGAUGGCUGCAUUACCAACACACACAAGACUUAUCAUCCGGGAAAGAUUGUCGGCAGUUUCAUAGUGGGGACUCGCAGGUUAUUUGACUUCGUCGAUAACAACCCAUUCGUCGUAAUGUGUGACGUGUCUUUUGUUAACAACAUUCCCAUCAUUGCCCAAAAUCCAAAAGUGACAGCAAUCAACUCUUGCAUCGAGGUGGACCUGACUGGGCAAGUAGUGUCCGACUCCAUUGGCACGAGGAUGUACUCAGGUGUUGGUGGACAAGUUGACUUUAUCAGAGGAGCAGCAGUGAGCAGAGAUGGUCUUGGGAAGCCUAUUCUGGCCAUGUCCUCUGUGACCACGAAGGGAGAGUCAAAGAUAGUUCCAUUCCUAAGGCAAGGUGCUGGAGUGGUGACCACACGAGCCCACAUACACUACCUGGUGACCGAGUAUGGCAUUGCUUACCUAUUUGGAAAGAAUCUGCGUCAGAGGGCAUACGAGCUCAUCAAAAUAUCUCACCCUGACCACCGAGAGGCCCUGGAGAAGGCAGCGUUUGAGCGCCUCAAUUGCAUGCCAUCACCACACUUGUGCUGUAAUUAACUCAUUCAGGGAUAAUGGUUGUGUGAGAACUACUGAUGGAUUUUAUACAACAUGUAACAUGGGAACAAUGCAUUUUUUCAGAUGCCAAAGAGACAUUUUAAAGAGAAAUUUGAAUUUUAGUUUUAUACAAACUGUAGUUUAAAUAUUAUAGUUAAGAGAAGCAUAAAUCAGAAAGUCAAAUAAGAAUCCAUAGCUAUAGAUUUAUAUUGCCUAUUCUUUUAUAUUAGCCUUAGCAGUUGUUUGGCCAAAUUAUUUUCAGCAUAAUUUUUUAAGAUGUGCCAAUUAAGUCAGGAAAAUAUCAAGAGCCGAUUUUUAAUUUUUAAUAUUUUUUUAUGAAUUAGCAAGUUCUGAAAUGGAGUAACAGAUUAAUAUUUGUAAUAAAGAGUGUGAAGCCUA